Procambarus clarkii (red swamp crayfish) is the source of this 876-nucleotide messenger RNA. The record is from RefSeq and is a predicted model, not a curated record. NCBI's taxonomy places the organism in Eukaryota, Metazoa, Arthropoda, Malacostraca, Decapoda, Cambaridae.
AUGGCACUUGAGAGCAGAGAAAGAUACCAGAGCACGAGGAAUGAAUACAUCAAGAAUAGUGUUGGGAGUCCCAAGAAUAGUGUUGGGAGUCCCAAGAAUAGUGUUGGGAGUCCCAAGAAUAGUGUUGGGAGUCCCAAGAAUAGUGUUGGGAGUCCCAAGAAUAGUGUUGGGAGUCCCAAGAAUAGUGUUGGGAGUCCCAAGAAUAGUGAUGAGAGUCCCAAGAAUAGUGUUGGGAGUCCCAAGAAUAGUGUUGGGAGUCCCAAGAAUAGUGUUGGGAGUCCCAAGAAUAGUGUUGGGAGUCCCAAGAAUAGUGUUGGGAGUCCCAAGAAUAGUGUUGGGAGACCCAAGAAUAGUGAUGAGAGUCCCAAGAAUAGUGUUGGGAGACCCAAGAAUAGUGUUGGGAGUCCCAAGAAUAGUGUUGGGAGACCCAAGAAUAGUGAUGAGAGUCCCAAGAAUAGUGUUGGGAGUCCCAAGAAUAGUGUUGGGAGUCCCAAGAAUAGUGUUGGGAGUCCCAAGAAUCGUGUUGAGAGUCCCAAGAAUAGUGUUGAGAGUCCCAAGAAUAGUGUUGGGAGUCCCAAGAAUAGUGUUGAGAGUCCCAAGAAUAGUGUUGGGAGUCCCAAGAAUAGUGUUGGGAGUCCCAAGAAUAGUGUUGGGAGUCCCAAGAAUAGUGUUGGGAGUCCCAAGAAUAGUGUUGGGAGUCCCAAGAAUAGUGUUGGGAGUCCCAAGAAUAGUGUUGGGAGUCCCAAGAAUAGUGUUGGGAGUCCCAAGAAUAGUGUUGGGAGUCCCAAGAAUAGUGUUGGGAGUCCCAAGAAUAGUGUUGGGAGUCCCAAGAAUAGUGUUGGGAGUCCCAAGAAGUGUUGGGAAUACCAAGAAUAG